AUGGAUCCAAAGCUUGAUUUCAAGUAUGGAAAGGAAAAUGUUGGUGCAGAUCCAUUUCGUCCUUCACAAGUUUUUCAUUUUCGUCCAGCACACGUAGAAUCCACAACCUCCAAUUUUCAAUUCCUCAACACCCAAUCUCUUCAGUUACACCUCGAUGUUAUUUUUUCUCGUCUAGAACACAAAAUAUCGUCAAAGGAGGCUCCAUCAAUUGUUGUUACAGAAAGAAUGACAUCAGAAGACUCUAACUCACACUCAAUGGGUGGAUCAUUGAGCACUGAGUCUCUUUCACUUACUAAGGGAUUGUUUGGAGAUGACAAUUUUGAUGAAGAUGUAGAGUCAGACGUGGUUCAAAUUGGUACAGUACAUGUUCCAUUUAUGAUUUCCUCAUUCUUAACGGGUAGGAAACGUCCACAUGGAGGCUCAACGGUUGGCAGGGCCUAUAUUCGUCGUGAUAGGAGAGAUCACCAUGAAUUAGUUGUAAACUACUACUUCAAGGGUGACAAGUCAAAGUACACCCCAGACAAAUUUCGGCGUCGAUUUCGCAUGGAUAUUGAAUUAUUUGAACGGAUUUUGCAAGUUGUAAAUAAUUAUGAUGAAUACUUUACACAAAAAGUUGAUGCUGUUGGAAAUAUAGGGUUGAGUUCUUUGCAAAAAGUAGUAGCAGCAAUACGCAUGCUUGCGUAUGGUUGUUCAGCUGAUUCCCUUGAUGAAUAUGUUCAAAUUGGUGAAAGCACAGCAAUUGAAUGCCUAAAGAGGAAUGCUUGGCAGCCUAGAUUGUAUGCAUUGGCAUUGGAAGAAUUGUCCAACUGCUUGGCAUGGUGCAUAUACUAG
Molecule: messenger RNA, 831 nt
Organism: Striga asiatica
Lineage: Eukaryota; Viridiplantae; Streptophyta; Magnoliopsida; Lamiales; Orobanchaceae
Source: the annotation of a GenBank genome assembly